Molecule: messenger RNA, 591 nt
Organism: Parnassius apollo (apollo)
Lineage: Eukaryota; Metazoa; Arthropoda; Insecta; Lepidoptera; Papilionidae
Source: the annotation of a GenBank genome assembly
AUGUGUGAAUCCGUCUCGCAAAAAUCUAUCCCAAUAACUACAACAAGUCAAGCAAUCUUUGAUAAUGACUUCCUUGCUUUGAAACAACGGUUUAUCAGUGAGAUGCAGAGGAUGGAUCAAGAGAUAACUAGAUUUAGUACAAACCUCAUGAAUCUCUACGAGUACGCUCCAUCUGAACGCUGUAGUCUAAUGGACUCUACGAGUAUGUCAGUCAAAACGGACCCGGCCAGCCAAUGGGAAGUGAUCACCAAUUCCCCUCUGGUAGAGGGUGAGGAUGAAAAUAAAACCCUUAAAUUACAAUUCGAUCUCAGUCAAUUUGAACCUACAGAGGUAAAGGUUUCUAUAAUGAACGACAUCCUCUUAGUGCAAGCAUCACAUGAAGAGAGAACACCUGACUGCACUAUCUUUAGGGAAUACGCCAGGGAGGUGCAACUUCCAAAGGGUCUUGAUCCAGACGUCAUAGCCUCAUUUCUCUCAAGAGACGGAGUCUUGACAGUGCAAGCGCCUCUACAAAUUCCAGUCAAAGUUCUUGAGGACCGAGCCUCAAUUAAAAACAAGUAUAACAAUAACAGCCAGUCCAGUUUAGCUUAA